GAGAAAUGUUGGGAAAAAUAUCCAGAAUUUUCUCUUCCAAUUAUUUAAUUCCACCAUUUCCACUUCAACUUCACUCUUUGACGCGCAUCUCACUUUAUCCACACCAAUUUCAAUCAAACUUUCUCAUACAGCUUUUCAGGUUCUUUCGAGUAACCAGAAAUUAUGGCACUAAUUGAGGAAAUGGGAGGUUUUGGAAGUUUGAUGAAUGAUCACGACCUUUUGUCUAAGAUAUUGAACCAGUUUACAAAGGGAGACAUGAAUGCUAAGGAUAGGACUACUACUCCUCUAGCUGACAUCCUUUCCAACCCCAAGGAGUACGUUUUCUACGUCGAUGUCCCCGGCCUCUCCAAGUCUGAUGUUCAGGUGCAACUGGAGGAUGAGAAUAUACUAGUGGUCAAGGCAAAUGGGAAGAGGAAGAGGGGAGAUGGAGAAGAGGAAGGUUGCAAAUAUCUCAAGCUCGAGAGAAGUCUUCCGCAGAAGAUGAUGAGGAAGUUCCGAUUACCUCAAGAUGCUGAUGCUUCUACCAUUUCGGCUAAAUGCGAAAAUGGAGUUCUUACUGUCACUGUCCAGAAGAUCCCACCCUCUAAGCCUAAGACUGUUCAAGUUGCUAUCUCCUAAAAUUUUCAUAGAGCAGCACGAAUUCGAGUAGGAUGUAAUGAGUUUGGAGUUUUAGAUUUGUAGGAGCUGGUAGAAUAAUAACUUUUGCCGUGUGUUUAGAUCAACUAUGGCUCAGGCAAAUGUUAGCAGUUGCGUGUUUGGCAUUUUGUUGAACUAGAAUUAAAAUGCCAUUUUCAUAUGAAAGGCAAAUUGUAAUUAGUAUCUACUGUCUUCCAAGUGCUAAUUAAUAACUCGUGUGUUUUAUUAA
Messenger RNA from Chenopodium quinoa (quinoa), 865 nucleotides. Its product is annotated as 17.4 kDa class III heat shock protein-like. The transcript is spliced from 3 exons. The coding region runs from base 163 to 618 and encodes 151 amino acids. Gene Ontology annotation, biological process: response to heat; response to salt stress; response to hydrogen peroxide. Lineage: Eukaryota; Viridiplantae; Streptophyta; Magnoliopsida; Caryophyllales; Amaranthaceae. The record is from RefSeq and is a predicted model, not a curated record.